GAGGCCUUACAGUGAGUGGAAGUGGCUCCAUGACCGUCAGAGCUGCAGCUCUGCAAACAGCACCGGUGGACUCCACAGCAGCGCGCUGGCAGCACUGCAGUCGCCUUUUAUUAAAAAUACCGAUCCAAAGGGAGGUUUAUCACCUAAAAAAAACAGAGAUCGGCCGGUUAUUUUCUAAACAUCGGUCCACCUUCCCCUGAAGAUGAAGCUGAACGCGAUCAGCUGUCAGGUGCGCGUCGCAUCCGAUGGAGCCCUGCUUUCCGACGCGCUCAUCGACCAACCUAAUUCAGCACUUCCUUUUGUUGCGCUCCCAGUUGACCAAUACUGAUAUGGACUAUGAGAGGCCAAACGUUGAAACUAUCAAGUGUGUGGUGGUGGGAGACAAUGCGGUUGGAAAGACCCGCCUUAUCUGCGCCCGUGCCUGCAAUGCCACACUCACCCAAUACCAGCUGCUCGCUACACAUGUGCCCACAGUCUGGGCAAUUGAUCAGUACAGAGUAUGCCAAGAGGUGUUGGAGCGCUCCAGAGAUGUAGUGGAUGAUGUAAGCGUUUCCCUCCGCUUAUGGGAUACUUUUGGAGAUCAUCAUAAAGAUCGGCGUUUUGCAUACGGCAGGUCCGACGUAGUGGUACUGUGCUUCUCUAUCGCCAAUCCCAACUCUCUGUACCAUGUAAAGACCAUGUGGUACCCUGAAAUCAAGCACUUCUGUCCCCGGGCUCCUGUCAUCUUGGUAGGCUGUCAGUUGGAUCUACGCUAUGCAGACCUAGAGGCAGUUAACCGGGCCCGGAGGCCUCUAGCAAGACCUAUAAAAUCCAAUGAGAUUCUUCCACCAGAGAGAGGCCGGGAGUUGGCCAAAGAGUUGGGUGUCCCAUAUUACGAAACCAGUGUUGUUGCUCAGUUUGGUGUCAAGGACGUCUUUGACAAUGCCAUCCGAGCUGCUCUCAUUUCUCGCCGCCAUCUGCAGUUUUGGAAAUCUCACCUUAGAAAUGUCCAGCGGCCUCUGCUCCAAGCGCCCUUCCUGCCUCCGAAACCUCCCCCUCCUAUCAUCACUGUGCCACCUCCCCCGUCCACCACAGAAGAGCACCCAGCUGGUCUGCUGGAGGACCCACACUGUGCUGAUGUUAUCCUGGUCCUACAGGAACGACAGAAAAUCUUUGCACACAAAAUAUACUUGGCCACAUCCUCCUCAAAGUUUUAUGACCUGUUUAGUAUGGACACCCAAAAUGAGGAGGCGGAAAGGCCUCAUCGUGGCCCUCUCUCUGGCAGAGAGCUGCUGAUGCGUGCUGCUAGCUUUGAUGUUUGCGAGAACAACGAUGACGGAGACAGGGCAAACUUGAGAGCGUGCACCAGCGAUGGGACCUUGAAGGAUUCUGAGGGGGCACGGCGGGGCAGGCUGCUCUCCUCGUGGAGUCGAGCCUUUGUCAGCAUUCAGGAGGAGUUGGUGGACGACCCUGUGACGUACUCCCCCAGAUUCAUGACCGUAGUGCACAUGGACCAGUCAAUCCAGCUAGGCUCUUUUCGAGCAGUGCUUCGCUACCUGUACACUGGUCAGCUGGAUGAGAAUGAGAAAGAACUCAUGCAGAUUGCACACAUUGCUGAGAUGCUGGAGGUUUUUGAUCUGCGGAUGAUGGUGGCAAACAUACUCAAUAACGAAGCCUUUAUGAACCAGGAAAUCACCAAAGCCUUCCACGUACGCCGCACAAACAGAGUAAAAGAGUGCUUGGCUAAAGGCACCUUUUCUGAUGUGGUAUUCAAACUGGAUGAUGGGACGAUCAUGGCCCACAAGCCUUUGCUCAUCUCUAGUUGUGACUGGAUGGCAGCUAUGUUUGGUGGACCUUUUGUCGAGAGCUGCACCAAAGAGGUGCUGCUUCCCAACACAACGCGUAGUUGCAUGAGGGCUGUGCUAGAGUAUCUCUACAUGGGCAGGUUUUGUUCUCGGUCUGACUUGGAUGCAAUGGAGCUCAUCGUUCUUGCCAAUCGACUUUGUCUUCCUCACCUGGUUGCUCUUACAGAGCUCUACACGGUGACAGUGUUGACGGAGUCGGCAAUGAUGGGGACGGAUAUUGAUGGCGAUGUGCUGAUAUACUUGGAUCUGGCCCAGUUCCAUGGUGCCCAGCAGCUGACUGGCUGGUGUCUACACCACAUCUGCACCAACUACAACAGUGUCUGCCGCAAGUUUCCCCGUGAAAUGAAAUCAAAGUCCACAGAAAAUCAAGAAUACUUUGAGAAACAUCGCUGGCCGCCAGUUUGGUACUUAAAAGAAGAUGAUCACUACCAAAGAGCACGCAAAGAGCGUGAAAAAGAGGACUACCUGUACCAGAGAAGGCAAUGUAAACGCAAGUGGCUCUUCUGGAACCUUCCUUCCUCCCCUAACUCAAAUUCACCUUCUGGUUCAUCUGCCGUCAUUUGAGCAGGUGGUAAGCACAGGGUCAGCUGUGGAGUACAUCUCUGUGUUUGCACUGGUAGCUUUCUACUCUCCAAACAUUCAGACUGUUUCUUCUCCUGCCUAUGUUGACACUCCAGGUUUGCAAAGUCAGCUCAGAGUCCAGGUUGAAAUGAAAAGGUUUAUUCCUCAGAGUUUUAGCUCUGUAACCUCAGUGAUCUAAACCUUUUGGACAUAAGUCUCACUGUAACAAGUUCAAAUAUUAGAUCAUGUAGAUGGUAAUAUAUUCCCAUUUUAGAGUUUUUAGCUUGAGUAAUACACUUUUACUGGAACAGCUGUGGUUAUAAAUGUUAUCAGUGACCUCAGCUGACAACUAAGUGCUGCUUACUAGCUGUGACAACCAGCAAUUCAACACUAACUAAACACUCAGAGAUAUAACACUUUGCCCUUAAGUGUUUAUACAAUCUGCCAAACCAUGUGUUGAUUAUGAUUUCACAACCAGGAUGUAACAAACGUACGGCCUGCCGUUAGAGAGCAAACUGAAGUCAUUCAUCUGGACGUUGUCAUGAUCAUAUCUACAAAAAAAAGCUAUUUUAUUCCUGUUAUUUUUCUGUUUUUAAUUCUACUUUGCAGAAUUUGUACAACAGGCAUGAACACCUUAAAGCUGUGUCUCUUUACACACUAAUCGCUGAUCUUUUUGUCUGUGGCAUUUUGUCGCAACAAGGGCUUAAGCUCACAUGCAUCCAAUGUCCUCUAUUCCUCUAUUCCCAAUGAAAAUGCUAUUUUCUUUCCAUUUCUUCUAAAACUCCAGAAUGCCACCAUCAAUAUCACUCCAUCUGUGUUGCUCAAGGCAGGUUAAUGGGACAGAUGUUAAACUUUGUUAGAUUUGCAAUGAAAAGUUUGCUCAUUUCGACUGCUGCCUUCAACUAAAAAAGCAGAUUACUAUUUCACUACAACAGCAGUCUCUGAUGGCUUUAAGAGAUUUUCCUUACUGACCUAAAGGACCCCCACCUCUGAAUUUGGUUGUAUAUGUAAAACUUGGACAAGCAGGCAACUGAAUGAUCUAAUCCCUUCACUUCAACAUCCCAACAAGCACUUUCUGGACUUAAGAAACACACAUGAACUUCCAGUGGCAGCCUAGCUGCUUUAGUCUGUGCUGCACCGUGGAAAAGCGGCAGGAGGAGACAAUGUGAGACAUUCAAAGUGUCUCUAUUACUCUUGUGAAUAUCACACCAUCUUUCAGGAUUUGUUUUUUGCACACCUCGCUGUAUAACACAUUCAAGAAUGUCAUCUAUUGCUGCUCUUGAUUGUACGAUGAGCUGCAGAAUGAGUCCGAUUUGCAGGCAUGGUGCUCAGAGAGGAUUGAGUAGUAUUGUAAAUUGUAUUAGAUAUUAGAUCAACUCUAAUGUGCUGCUGUUACCUAAUGUACACUGCUGGCAGUGAGCAAAAUCUUACUAUAUUACUGAACAGACUGAUCGAAAUGUAUUUAGUUACUGUGCAGCUAUUGUUGUUUAAAAAAAGUGAAUAAAUAUUGUACUGACUUCCAACUACAUCUGUUACAUACUUUAGUGUACCUGCAAACUAUAGGCAGGCAACUUUAACAGUGGAUUAAAUAUAAAAUAGAGCUGUAACGUAAAGUAGACAGUAGAUUACAUCAGAUUACAGUGUACGUUACAUCGUUAAACCAUGCUGUUGUUAUGCGAAAACAAUUUCUCAUUGCAAGACUAGCUCAUAGUGUUCAAAAGCUGUUUUUAAUUUCUAUUAUUGGGUUUUUACUUUAUUCUGGCAUAAAGGCUCUUGCAAAUGCAUUCAUACCCCUUUAACCUUUUAACAUGCUGUAACAAUGAAAGUAUUUCUCGGUAUGCAUAAUGGAAAAACAGUAAUUUGCACCUUUACCUUUUUCUUUCCCUCAAAGUUCUAUAAAGGUUGGGUUUUUAACCAAACCAUCGCAUACAUUUGCUAUGACCUUUCCCUCUUCUAAUGUAGCUCUCUGUUUGACUUUACAGUUUAUGUUAUGCACAGAGGUGGAUUUUGAAAGCAACAUUUUUUUUGCAUGAGAUUUUAUGUUGGGGUAGUAGAGUAUGCGGGCAGGAUCUACAAGUGCAUUCAAAUUGUUUAAACUGCUGAAACUUUUGCAAUGUAUAAAAAUACAGAAAAAUUAUAGGGGUAUGCAAACUUUUCAAGUCAGUCCAUAUUUAGACCCUGAAAAAGAAAACAUGCAUCUUUAUUAAAAAAAAACUUGCUUGAAUCCACUGCUGGUCUAAUCAAUUAACAGCAGGAAUAGCCAAAAGUUGAAUGCUUUUCAAAUGUGAGAUUUAGAUGAAGGGUAAGGCUGGUGCUCUUAACAACAAUUUUAAAUUAUUUUCAGGUACACAUUGCCGAUGCUAAUUCAAAAUGUUCCUUAGCAUUUUUUAUAUUAUUAAUAAAAGUAUUAUUCUGGCACAUAUUCUUCCUUAGAAACAUUGUAGUGAAACAGUAAUUCUGAAUGUUCUAAGUAGUUUAAUAGGGUAAACGCUUGGAGGUGAAUCAUUUUAUAUAAUUUGCCUUUUAUAAUGUGACUGCUAAUUGUUUUAGACAUACAUUUAAUUUCUCAGUGAUUCUUAUGUUGAUGUUUCACAUCAACAACACCUCAUGCCUUAAUGUACAGUGUGCUGCAGUGUAUGGUGAUGAACGUGUAGCUGUGGUCUUCUACCUGUCUGCUGUAUUGUAAGCUGCCUGGUGCUUUCUGAUGUCUAUCUGUUCACGUGCACAAACCCCUAAUUUGGAUCUAAAGCAAUCUGUUUGUUUAAUUUGCCUUAUCUUGAAUAUAAAA
Cyprinodon tularosa is the source of this 5193-nucleotide messenger RNA. Its product is annotated as rho-related BTB domain-containing protein 2-like. Gene Ontology annotation, biological process: small GTPase-mediated signal transduction. The record is from RefSeq and is a predicted model, not a curated record. Gene Ontology annotation, molecular function: GTPase activity; protein binding; GTP binding. The transcript is spliced from 10 exons. The coding region runs from base 246 to 2408 and encodes 720 amino acids. NCBI's taxonomy places the organism in Eukaryota, Metazoa, Chordata, Actinopteri, Cyprinodontiformes, Cyprinodontidae.